CGGCGGACGCAGCCGGCGCGGAGGUGGGUCGGAGGCAGUGCGGCCGUUGUCGGGCGGUAACGGCUCGGCGCAGGCCAGCCGGCUCUGGCCCUUUCCCUCAGGGCUAUCGGUCUGCUGCCUGGCUCCCCCAGUGCCCCGGCCAGCCCAGCUCCGCCGCCGUGGCUGCUCAGCUUUACCCCUCGGCCGGGUGGUUGCGCCCAGGGCGAGCGGCUUAUGUGGCGGCGCGGCCUGCUGGCAGAGAGCUGGCCUGAUAGACGCCCUGGGCUGAGGCGGCGGGGCCCAUGUGGGAGGACUGGCCUGUGGGGGAACGGCGUUAAAUUCCAGAUGAGGUAUUUCCUGUUCCCAGGGGUUUCCGUAGCCCAGAGGUGCGCUGCAGCAAUGAAAUUUCUGUUGGCUUUUGAUUUUGACCAUACAAUCAUAGAUGAAAAUAGCGAUACUUGGAUUGUGAAAUGUGCUCCUGAGAAAAAGCUUCCUAAUGGAUUAAGAAACUCCUACCGACCAGGACACUGGACAGAAUAUAUGGGCAGAGUCUUUGUCUACUUGGGAGACAAUGGCGUCAAAGAAGAUGUAAUGAAAAGAACUAUGACAACAAUCCCUUUCACUGCAGGAAUGGUAGAUCUUCUGGGUUUUAUUGGCGAAAACAAGGAGUUGUUUGACUGCAUAAUUGUUUCAGAUUCUAAUACAGUAUUUAUUGACUGGAUUUUGAAAGCUGCUGACUUCCAUAAGGUGUUUGAUGAAGUGUUUACAAACCCUGCAGCAUUCAGCAGUACUGGCUACCUGACUGUACAGGACUUCCACGCUCACCAUUGUGCAAAGUGCCCUAAAAACCUUUGCAAAAGGGAAGUUUUAAAAGAAUUUCUAGAUAAACAGUUGGAUCAAGGAGUAAGUUACACACAAGUUGUAUAUAUAGGUGAUGGUGGGAAUGACUUAUGUCCGGUAAUGUUUUUGAAGAAGGGUGAUAUUGCUAUGCCCAGGCAGGGCUAUACCUUGGAGAAAAAGAUUUCUCAAUUGGCCCAAAAUCUUACUCCUGUGGAGUGUUCUGUUCUGGCGUGGUCUUCUGCUACUGACAUUAUGUCUUACUUGAAACUGCUUAUAAAGGAAUAAUUCAAAUGAUAAAAGGAAACUAAUGCAAUUAUAUUUAAUCUUUCUCAGAGAAAAAAAACAGAAUGCGUAUAAAAGCACAAUAUUAUAACAUUGGGCUGUUACCUGAACGUAUCUUUUUAAACACAAUAUAAAGCUGUUUAUGUUUAAUCUUGGCCAUAGUGGGAAAUUGAAGUUAAAAUGGCUUUCUGACAUAGUACACAUUCCAACAUAAGUGGAAAAAGGGGCUUGCAAGAGGAACUGCCAUUAUUCUUAGUCUUUAUCCUCCCUCCAGGCCUUUACCAGCUAAGUAACUGACCUUUUCUGUCACACAUGCGUAGGGGAAGAAGUAGGAUUAGUGCACAAAAUGAUUAAGUUCUUUACUUACAAAACAUUCGGUGCCAGGAGCAUGGUUCUGGAACUGUUGGCUUUUACCUCUCUUUGAUCAGGAUAAAUACUCAAUUUUGUAAAUUAUUUGGUAUGCCUGUAAUCUUGUUUGAUCUGAAGAUGCAUUUAUAUUUUAAUUACUAAAUAUUUUACCCAACAAAAUUACUUUUUAAUAAUUUAUCUUUUAUUGUAAAGACAAUUAAAAGUUACUGUCACUGACAAAAGCAACACACCUCAUUUGUGUAAUGUGUUCUGGCCUGUGUAUCAUCAGGCACCUGUCCUUUUAAAGUGUACAGCAUACACCAGUGUAGGUGUCAAUCUUUGGAUAAUACCUUCAUUUAUUUUGUCAGUCAGACCCCUUCUGGAGAGCAGUAGUGAUGUUACUGCUCUGUUUGAAGAAAACUCACUCUCCCAUUCUCUUGCCUGCAGCCUUGGCAGUGUGCUGCUGCCACUUCUUAUAGGGCUAACACACCAGUCUGAGCUGCUGUGUGGACGCCUUUGAGACAGCUUGGUGCUUUCUUCUUGUUAAGCUUCUGCUGCAAUGCACAGGCCCAUAAAUGGUGCACAUGUAUACAUGUUUACAUUGACUUUUGCCUAUACACUCUCAUCCAUAUAGUAUAAUCCUCUUUUAACUUUGUAACAGGAUUGUUCUGCCUUAAAACAGUUUAAGGAAUCAUUUGUGAAUAUGCGGCCUUUCUGUUUAUCACUCACAGUGAGAUGAGUCUCAAGAGUUGGGCCAUGUGCAUAGAGAUACUAAAAAAAAGUUUCAUUAAAUAACAUUUUAUGCCAAAUGUUUUCCUUCUUACAGUCCCACAAAAGGUCGAAAAUGACGAUGUAGUCUGCUGUUGAACUGAUAUCUAUUCUAGCUUAAAUGCCCUAAGCUUAAGUGCCUUAAUAACUGAGAAAUUAGUCCCAACUUUUGCAGCACUUUGGUUGCAGAUGUCUGAGAUGCAGCUCAGCAGCCUGCAGUUGCUGUGACUCUCUUCCCCUGUUUUGUGUGUGGUACUGUUCUUGUUUUCUUCUUGACAUUUGAUAUUGUCAUUGCCUUCUUUUUCUCAGUUGAAGACUUUUAGGAGUUGUCUUGCCUGUUUUCAGGCUGACGGUGUAUAUAAAUCAAGAUUUCCUAGGAAUACAUACUUGUAAAAGGUCCUGUUUUUAUCCCAUCACCUAUUUCAAUGAAUUGUAGAAGGCUGCUUUGAGCUCUCUGUUGUCUAUGAUGUCCAGAUUAAUGUAGUUGAGUUCUCAGGAGCGUUGCUUUGGUGAUGGGUAUUUGAUAGGUGCCUAAAAUAUUUGUAUUGGAGAUCUUAUUCUAUUGUCUUGUGCAAGGGCAGGAAGACAGCAUCUGAAGAACUGGUGGGUCUCAAGUUGUAGCAGUGUACAAGUGUAAGCUGUCUGAUCUCCAGGCCAUUCAAAAGAAUGGUAAUGGCUGUUGUAUAGUUUUGUGUGGUUACU
Messenger RNA from Neopsephotus bourkii (Bourke's parrot), 2919 nucleotides. It is a transcript of the gene PHOSPHO2, whose product is annotated as phosphatase, orphan 2. Gene Ontology annotation, molecular function: phosphatase activity. The transcript has 2 exons. The record is from RefSeq and is a predicted model, not a curated record. Lineage: Eukaryota; Metazoa; Chordata; Aves; Psittaciformes; Psittacidae. Bases 214 to 1104 code for a protein of 296 amino acids.